CAUAUAUAUAUCUAGUACAAGACACAACACAAUAUUCUUUAUUCCUCCCCUCCUUUCCUUUCUCUCUCUCUCUCUCUUUCUUUUUUUUUCCCUCUCAAUUCCUGACCCCUUCCCUUCCUUUUUUUCCUUACUAUGUUUAAAAAACUCUCUCUUUCCCUUCACAGACCUCAAAAGAUCGAAUCAAACAAUAUUCAACAUGACUCUCUUAAUCGAGAUUCCUUAGUUGACCCCAAUGUCGAAAGAUACAUUCAAUAUUCCAAAGACACAUAUAUUGAACCCAAUACUAAGCCUGUCAGUCAAAUGGCGGAUAGUUACCAUGACAACUCUUACACUGACAGCUAUUACCGCCAAUCUACUACCGAAGAUUAUUAUGAUCUUAAACCACCUCCACUUACCAUGGACCACUUAACCGAAUCCAGAAACUCGCUCGCUUUCCCUUCACCCGCAUCUAUCCCUUCGCCCGUGACUCCGGGACGUUCACAACAACAGAACGACCUGUCACCAGAAAAUGAAAUUGAAGCCCUCGUUCACCAAGGUAUCACUUUUCAUGAAAAGGGUCAAUUGGAAAAAGCAACUUCGUUAUUCAGAAUUGCUGCUGAAAAGGAAAAUCCUUUGGGUAUGUUUCUUUAUGGUGUUUCGUUACGACAUGGCUGGGGCUGCAAAAAAAAUGAACAUGCUGCAUUUCAAUAUCUUCAAAAGGCAGCUGAACAUGCAGUAGAAGAUUUAGCAAACAUCACAAAUACUGUCAAUACAUCAGCUUCCAAAGGUGAAUUAAUCAUGGCUAUUUACGAGUUGGGUGUAUCUUUUCGACAUGGAUGGGGUUGCAAAAAGAAUAAGGAAUCAGCAGUACAAUUCUUUAAAAUUGCCGCCGACUUAGGUGAUCCUGAUGCUCAAAAUGAUUUAGGUCACUGUUAUUGUCAAGGACAAGGUGUCAAGAAAGAUUUGGUUUUGGCCGCCAAAUAUUAUCGUAAGGCCGACAAACAAGGUCAGGGCAUCAUGGGUAAUUCUUGGAUUUGGAAGACAAAAUACGAUUCAAAAUAGCCUUGCCAACUACCACCACAAAAAAAAAAGUAAUUCCCCUGUAUCAAAAGAGGGGGGAGUUUCUUUUUUUUUUUAAUAUAUCAUAUCCUGGGAUACCUUAAAAACAAAAUCAAUAAAUAAAACAAAAUAAAAAAACUGUAUUAUUAAAAAAUAUCAAAUAUCCAAAAUGGUUGCAUGAUUUCAUGUCCUUUUUGUGGGUUGAAUUCUUCUUUUUUAU
Messenger RNA from Mucor mucedo, 1258 nucleotides. RefSeq lists its product as uncharacterized. The record is from RefSeq and is a predicted model, not a curated record. NCBI's taxonomy places the organism in Eukaryota, Fungi, Mucoromycota, Mucoromycetes, Mucorales, Mucoraceae. Gene Ontology annotation, molecular function: protein binding. The transcript has 6 exons. Bases 133 to 1041 code for a protein of 302 amino acids.